Messenger RNA from Sipha flava (yellow sugarcane aphid), 357 nucleotides. RefSeq lists its product as uncharacterized. The coding region runs from base 1 to 357 and encodes 118 amino acids. Lineage: Eukaryota; Metazoa; Arthropoda; Insecta; Hemiptera; Aphididae. The transcript is spliced from 3 exons. The record is from RefSeq and is a predicted model, not a curated record.
AUGAGGAAAUCAAAUUCGCCGGCCAAAAAAUUAGCUGUAACUUUGAGAUAUCUUGUAACUGGCAAGUCCUUAAGAUCCCUAUCAUUUGCAUUUCCUAUUAACAAAAAACAUAUUUGCAUUCGAAGACCGGGUAACUUAGUAUCAUUAUUCUACAAUUACAAAGACUUUUUUUCCAUUAUUCUUCUGGCGAUGGUGGAUUCAAAUUAUAAAUUGAUUGCUGUUGAAGUUGGGUCCUUUGGCAAAGAAGAAGAUAGUGGAAUAACUUUGAAAUCCAAUAUGGGACAGCAAGUUUUAAAUGGGUCAUUUGCAUUUCCGGAGCCUUGUAAACGUCCUGGAUCAGAUAAGUCCCUCAUGUAA